This is a messenger RNA of Dentiscutata erythropus, 318 nucleotides long. Lineage: Eukaryota; Fungi; Glomeromycota; Glomeromycetes; Diversisporales; Gigasporaceae. The record is from the annotation of a GenBank genome assembly.
AUGGAGUCAUCAAGUGAUACAGACGAAACUGUUAUGAACAAGAGAAAAUAUGAAAAUUGUGGUUUGAAAGACCAUAAUACACGAACAUGUUCAAGCUUUGUAGAGUAUACCAUUGAAGUAGAAUUUAUAAAUGAGCUAGAAGCUAAUACAAACAAGAGAAAAUGUGGAAACUGUAGUUUAGAAAAUUAUAAUACACAAACAUGCCCAUCCCUUCAAGAAUAUACUGAUGUAGAGACAAGUAACGUGGAAGAUAUUAAUAAAAGAAAAUGUAGAAUUUGUGGUAUAAGUGGUCAUAAUGUGCAAACUUGUCCAAGCUAA